This is a messenger RNA of Gadus morhua (Atlantic cod), 3240 nucleotides long. It is a transcript of the gene cdh17, whose product is annotated as cadherin 17, LI cadherin (liver-intestine). Gene Ontology annotation, molecular function: cadherin binding; calcium ion binding; beta-catenin binding. NCBI's taxonomy places the organism in Eukaryota, Metazoa, Chordata, Actinopteri, Gadiformes, Gadidae. The transcript is spliced from 19 exons. Gene Ontology annotation, biological process: calcium-dependent cell-cell adhesion; adherens junction organization; cell migration. The record is from RefSeq and is a predicted model, not a curated record. Bases 237 to 2861 code for a protein of 874 amino acids. Gene Ontology annotation, cellular component: adherens junction; catenin complex; plasma membrane.
GGUUAACCGUUAGCCAGCCGGGGAAUGGGCUGCUGAAACUCUCCCUCUGCACCACUUAGACUACCACUUGGAAUCCCUGGCCAGGUAGGUCUCCUGACUCGCUCCCUCUCUCUUGUUCCUUUUCAGAGUGUGUUGGCUUCUGGACGGCGUCAGGGUUUUGUACCAAGGACUCAACAGAAGGCUGUGCGUGGGGUAACCAGGGUCUCGUCGCUGGGAGAACUGUUGAACGCUUCGCCAUGACACCCACACUGCAUCUGCUGCUACUGCCGCUCUUGCUCAGUGUGGCCCGUGGACAGGGUUUGAAGGACAAGAAGGGGCCCCUGGAGAACAAGGCCCUGGACGUGCCCGAGCAGACGGUCGUGCCCUAUCCCAUCUACCAGUUCCAAGUAUCAGACCCAGAUGUGACUGGCUUCCAACUUACCGGUGAAGGUCAUGCAGACAUCCAGAUAGCAGAGGAUGGAUGGCUGUACCUGGCCGAGCCCCUGGACUGGGCACGCAAUUCACAUUAUAUUAUCGGGGUGGAGGCUUUAGUGGGCAGUGAUGUGGUGGAGGGCCCAGCCUUCGUCACCAUUAGCGUGUUGGACAUCAACAACCAUGCGCCAACCUUCGAACAGUCUGCAUACGCCGCUAUGGUCCGGGAGCGAACCCGCCAUGGCGUGCCGUUUGUGCGUGUGUCGGCCAGCGACCUGGACGACCCUGAGUCCCCCAACGCCCGGUUGCACUUCAGCCUGGUCAGCCAGAUCCCCAACAGGGACAAGACGCCCUUCUUCCAGAUCGACCCCGUCACCGGAGACAUCUCCAUCACCGAAGACGGAGAGCGCAUGCUGAAGGCCAGGGAGAGCCUGCAGUAUGGCAUGGGGGAGAGCUUCAGCAGUGCUAACCUGAAGAAGAAGUUUGAUGACUACUGCACACCCACACAGGACAUCCCUCACGAGCUCAACCCCUUCUACACCUGUCUGGAGAGAGCAGAGAGCCGGACCCGGGGCGGGGACCGCCAGGAGGACCCCGACUACACCCUGAUCGUGCGUGUGGAGGACCUGGCGGGUGCCUCGGAGAACGCACUGAGCGGUAUCACCAGCGUGAAGGUGGUGGUGGAGCAGAACCUGUGGGUGAACCCUGGACCCCUCACUGUGAGGGAGCACCUCAAGGCGCAGUACCCCAUGGUCAUCGCUAAGGUGGGCGCCAACCAGCCCAACGCCAGCUACCGGCUGCUGCAGAAGGAGCGCGUGGCGCUGAGGUUCCCCUUCAGCAUCACGGACGAGGGAGAGGUCCUGCUGAACGAGGAGCUGGACCGCGAGGAGAAGGACAUGUACAUCCUGGUGGUGAUGGCGGAGGAUCACCAUGGCAACGAGGUGGAGUCGCCCAUGGAGAUCCAGGUGGUGGUGGAGGACAUCAACGACAACAGCCCCGAGUGUGGGAGCGAGGAGAUCGUGUUCGAGAUCCAGGAGAACGAGCCCGUGGGCAGUGAGGUGGGACAGCUGUUGGCCUCCGACCGCGACGAGGAAGGGACGAGCAACGCUAUGCUCAUGUACACCAUCGAGACCGUGCUGCCUGUCAACGGAGCCUUCUCCCUGGACGCCGUGUCGGGGCGCAUCCUCACCCGAGACAUGCUGCGGAGGAGGGACUCCAAACAGUACACACUUAUGGUCAACGUCAGCGACCAGGUGUUCAGCACCAUGUGUAAGGUCCUCAUAAAGGUGAUUGACGUCAACAACGAGCUGCCCCUGUUUGAGAAGAACAACUAUGGCAGCCUGUCCCUUGCGGAGGACUCCUCUGUGGGCCAGACCGUGCUGACAGUGAAAGCGUCUGACGCAGACGAACCCGGCAGCGGGAGCUCCGAAAUCCUGUUUGAAAUCACCGGAAACUAUGGCGACACGUUCGCCGUGGAGACAGACGGAAACGGAGAGGGCAGACUGGUUAUUAUCAAGCCCCUGGACUUCGAGGCCUUCCCCACCUACACGCUGAGGAUCAACGCCCGCAACCCCGAGCCCCUGAUGGCCGGCCUGGACUACGACAGCAAGUCCUCCGCCUCCGUCUUCAUCUCCGUCAUGGAUGUGGAUGAGGACCCCGAGUUCCAGAGCUCCGCCCCACCGUCGGUGAGCGUCCCUGAGGACCUCCCAGUGGGAGAGCUGCUGUUCACCGCCGACGCCAAGGACCCCGAGGGGAAGGACAUCAGUUUUAAGAUGGAGGGGGAUGUGAAUGGCUGGCUGGUCCUCGAUGCUGCCACAGGAGAGGUUAAGACCAAGGCCAAGCUGGACAGAGAGACCCUGGAGGUCCUGGAACUCACCAUCACUGCCUUUGAGCAGGGAAACCCCAAGAAGGCAACGGAGCGUGUGUACACCGUGCACCUGCUGGACGUCAACGACAACCACCCCAAGCUGAAGGAAAGCCAGGCCUUCAUUUGCACCAAGGGCCCCCAGCCCGUGGUCCUAAGGGCCGUGGACCCAGACAGCUUCCCCUUCUCUGAGCCCUUCACCUUCUCCUUCCCCAAGGGGAAGAAGUCCCCCAACUGGGAGAUCACCACUGUCGACGGAUCGUCUGCUCUCCUGAAGAUGAAGAAGGCCCCAGCCGAGGACAAGACCUUCUCCAUCCCCAUCAGCAUCAUUGACAACCAAGGCGUAGGAGUCACACAGAAGUUUGAGGUGAAGGUGUGUAACUGUACGGCGCUGGGGUACUGCUACGUCGCACCAGGCACCCACUCCUUCAAGUACGGCAUGGGGACCACCGUCGGGAUCCUGGCAGGAACCGUGGCCUUCAUCUGCAUUGCGUUCGCCAUCGUGGUCCACCGCAUCAACAAGAGCAACGAGGAGAAGAAGAAGAAGGCGGCAGCGGGCAACGGCGACUCCGAGCAAAUGCUGUAACCGCCAGACACGACAUGGUGUUCACACUCACAGCCAGGCAACCCUUUUUGUAACACACCUUUAUUUGCAUUAUCCUGUGUACUCAUCCUAAUCAUUCAGAUUCAGCUAAAAGUGGUCUUUUUAAACAUCACAGCCAUUGUCUAAUAAUCCAAUACACACGGUCAGGCAUUUUUACACUGUUUUUUUUUGUUGUUAUGAUGUCAGCAAUGUUGUUGGAUGACAUUAGCCAUGUUAUUUAAAUGUUGGUUGUGAGAAUCUGUUAAACCGGCUAUCUAAAAGAAAACCCCAUAUGUGUACUUACACAGCUGCCUGUGGAUAAAGCAAAUAAUUUGUUCCGUUGGUUUUAUGUUUUCCAAUAAAACUACAACUUUAGUUUUCA